Molecule: messenger RNA, 2300 nt
Organism: Lytechinus variegatus (green sea urchin)
Lineage: Eukaryota; Metazoa; Echinodermata; Echinoidea; Temnopleuroida; Toxopneustidae
Exons: 2
Coding region: 1-1746 (581 amino acids)
Source: RefSeq, a predicted model, not a curated record
AUGACUUAUGCUAUAAAUCUUCGCCAGGGUCCCCGGGCGGCCCUAAUAAGACCAGGUGCUACAGUAACACUUGUUUGUGAUGUUGAUCAGAAGGCUGCCAUCACAGUGUACUGGUAUCGGGCUGAAACGAAUGAAUACCUUAGUCAUGAUCGUACUAUAUUCACUCGAUUACCAGCUGAUAGACGACGGAGGUAUUCCAUCAUAGGCGAUCGAACACAGGACGUAUUCACGCUACAGAUAACCAACGUGGUUCUCGCCGAUGAUGGCACUUACCAAUGUGGUUAUGCUGAUGGUAUAGGCAGGUUUAACGUUCUAGCAUCGGCUAAAGUGACUAUUCUCAUCGCUCCGUCCGAAAAUUCCCCUUUGUGCUAUAUAACCACCUUAAAUGGCGAGUCAAACGUUAGAAGGGUUGGAGACACAGUUGACUUGGUGUGUACGUCGGAGGGCGGUAAUCCUGUCCCUGACCUUACAUGGUUUCGUGGUGAAGAGGAGCUGGAGGAAAAUGAAGGUCUUCGAUACGCAGUUCAUCGCCAGAUCCUACGGCCACAAGACACUAAUAUCAAAUAUACAUGUUUGAUGCGAGGUCCAAUGAUAACUACACGACGUGCAUGUUCAAUUCGACCAAUGGCUGUACCCUCUAAGGUCCAGAUAGAGCCAUCGGUGAAUUCUGUCAAGGUUGGAGAAACAGCCACUUUCACUUGCGCAUUGAUGACUACUAGCAAUGUAGGUGUAAGGGGUUACUCCUGGAACGUAGAACCAUCAGUAAGAGACAUUCACCAGAAUAUACCUGGUAGAAUGCAGCUAAUGCACAAUGAUAAGGUGUUAGAGAUACAGAACAUUCGUGAAGAGGAUGAUAAUACACUGGUGACUUGCCAGGCGCAGACAAUCAACGGAGAGUUGCUUACCGGUACAGCUACAUUGGUUAUUUCAAUUGAACCUACAGGGAUGACGACCGAUAAUCCAGACUUAACGACUUUUAUUCUCAACGGUGGUAAUGAUAUGAACACGGAUGAGACUGAUUGGCAAAGAGCAAUGAAGCCAACACAAAAAAGUACAGAGUUUCCAAACAUCGUUAAGAUCAAUGGCUCAAAUGUCACUGUUGGUAUGAAACCAAAAAUUCCAGCCUUCCUUACCGGGAGGAUAUUUAUCAUGACUUCAUCUGCUGCAGGAGCAUUCAUCUUUAUCGUCACUAUCGUGAUCAUCAUCGUCGUUAAAAUUGUGCGACGACGUAAAGGCAAACGAAUCCCGAUCACAUCUCCUAUAACUGUAAUGGAGCACGGUGGAAACGAUGCCUACGCAACUAUUCUUGAGAUGAAACGUCAGACCGGAAGUACCUAUAAGGGAUCUUCUACACUCCCAAUUCUCAAGUCUGAACGUAAGAUUGGUCUUCCAGACAUGAUGCGAGGUGGUAGUAGCCUUUCAUUGGCAGCUCGUAACGCAACAGCCAGAGGAAAUAUCACCGAGCGUUCUCCUUUAUAUGCAAAGCCUGAAAAAAUCCGAAACAGCAAAAAAGGGCUCUUUGGUGAUUCCAAAAGACAGAGUCUGGUGGAAUCGGCAGAGGAACCAGGAGUUACAGAAUCUAAGCAAGAUGGUGAUGAAGAAAAUAAAGCAAAGGAAUCUUCGAGUCAAGAUCUGAAUGCUGAGGGGUUAAUCUACGCAGAUCUUGUUCUCGGUGAAAAGGACACAAAUUUUACAUCAAAAAAGGGAACUCAAUAUGCCAGUAUUGUACCAUCCGGGAAACCAUAGAGAUAUAGGCACAUGAUGCUAUCAACGCUACGCUACAUUCAUUUGAAGAGACAUUCAAGAUUAGCUUUGAAACCAAGGUUCUAUUUUCAUGACAGUUCUCAUAAAUGAUACUCUUUUCUGAUAAUUCUCCAAGAAUUGCUUUCUAGAAGCAUUUCAUAGUCAAGUUAUCAAUAAAAUUCAUGUUCUCGAUAUAUGUUUUAUGAAUAUUUGCACUAAGCACGGUGUUUUUGUAGUUGUAGUUCGUACUUUUUCAUGUAAAUAUAUCCGUAGUAUGGUAAACUCAAGUGCAUUUAUGUUUUUGUAAUGUUGUAAAUAUGUAUUCAUAUUAUUUGGUAAGAACUAAAUGCUGGUCCAUUUGGAAACCAAUGCAAGUACUCUUUAAUGUUACUCUUUAACAUGAAUAUGAAAGAUUUAUCUCUAAUUGUCCUUGGCGUUAAUAGAGGGUUAUUGCAGUGGACCCUGUUUACAUCAGAGGCAAAAUACUGUGUCAGACGUGUUUGUCAGUGAUCAUAAUAAAAUUUUCUAGACAAUUCAGUUUACAAAUGUCACACGCC